Hypanus sabinus (Atlantic stingray) is the source of this 3598-nucleotide messenger RNA. RefSeq names its product gastrula zinc finger protein XlCGF26.1-like. Lineage: Eukaryota; Metazoa; Chordata; Chondrichthyes; Myliobatiformes; Dasyatidae. The record is from RefSeq and is a predicted model, not a curated record. Gene Ontology annotation, cellular component: nucleus. Gene Ontology annotation, molecular function: RNA polymerase II cis-regulatory region sequence-specific DNA binding; DNA-binding transcription activator activity, RNA polymerase II-specific. Gene Ontology annotation, biological process: regulation of transcription by RNA polymerase II. The transcript is spliced from 2 exons. The coding region runs from base 1159 to 2889 and encodes 576 amino acids.
AUGAGAUUCAAAGUAAAUAUGGAAAAAGAUAGGUCUGGACCACGGGUUGAGAUUCUAAAUUGGAGAAAGGUCAAUUUGGAUGGUAUCAGAAAGGAUCUGACGUGUGGUUUGGGACAGGCUGUUUUCUGGCAAUGGUAAGUGGGAGGCCUUCAGAAAUGAAAUUUUGAGCGUGUGGAGUUUGAAUGUGCCUGCCGAAAUAAAAGCUGAAAGGUACCUGGUGCAGGGAGCUGUGCUUUUCAGGAGAUAUUGAGGCCCGGAUCAUUUUGUUCCUCUGAAUGCCUCAGACUGUUGGGUGCUACCAAGACUCAUUAAUGACUACAAAUCAUAAUUCCAAGCCUUGAGCUCAUCUGACUUUUUUUUUUACUCAUUAUCUGUUAGUUUCCAAAAGCUUCCCAAUAGUUUUUGCUCUUUUGUUUGCCCUCACUUUGGCUUUUAUGUUGGCUUUGGCUUCUCAUUUCAGCCAAAGUUGUGUCCUCCUGCCUUUCCAAUACUUCCACUUCUUUGGGAUGUAUCAAUCACUCGGCUCCCGAAUUGUUCCCAGAAACUCUAGCCAUUGCAGCUCCAUUGUCCCUCCUACCUUUUCCCUUCCAAACAAGUUUGGACAACUUCUCUGCCAUAGAAAUAUGGAGAAGUUCAGUACAGAAACAGUCUAUUUGGCCCAUCUAGUCAAUGCCGAAAAAACAUUUAAGCUGUCUAAUACAACUACCUGCUCCGGGAUCAUCACCCUCCAUAACCCUACAAUCCAGGUUGAGAAUGAGAAGGAAUUUAUCUCCAAGACUCUCAAACACGGCACACCAGUUUUGCAGUCUCUGACUAGAUACUUAAGAAGUGGAGCAAGAGAUUCAAUAGACCAUCUGUCCUUCACAGACUGUGGGGAGGGAUUCAAUCGGUCCUUUGGCCAACUAGCAUGUCUGUCUUUUUACGCAGGGGAAAGGCUGUUCACCUGCUCAGACAGUGGGAAUGGAUUGACGCGGUUAUCUCGAUUGAAGGUACAUCAGCAAGUUCACACUGGGUAAGGCCAUUCACCUAUUCCGUGUGUGGGAAGGGAUUCAGUCAGUCUUCCCACCUGUGCACACACCAGUCAGUUCAUAACACACCAGGCAGAGGCUGGUCAUCUGCUGAACUUCUGGGAAAGGAUCCACUCAGUCAUCUGACCUAAUGGCUCAUCAGCGAGUUCACACAGGGGAUAAGCCGUUCACCUGCUCAGAUUGUGGGAAGAGAUUCAUUCAUUCAUCCAGCCUACAGAGACAUCAGCGAGUUCACACUGGGGAGAAGCCGUUCAUCUGCUCAGAAUGUGGGAAGAGAUUCACUCAGUCAUCCACCCUACAGAAUCACCAGCGAGUUCACACUGGGGAGAAGCCAUUCACCUGCACAAUCUGUGGGAAGAGAUUCACCCAGUCAUCCACCCUACUGAGUCACCAGCGAGUUCAUACUGGAGAGAGGCCAUUCACCUGCUUAGACUGUGGGAAGAGAUUCACUCAUUCAUCCACCCUACUGAGUCACAAGCAAGUUCACACGGGGGAGAGGCCGUUUACCUGCUCAGAAUGUGGGAAGGGAUUCAUUGAUUCAUCCAGCCUGCAGAGACACCAGCGAAUUCACACUGGGGAGAAGCCGUUCACCUGCUCAGAAUGUGGGAAGGGAUUCAUUGAUUCAUCCAGCCUACGGAGACAUCAGCGAGUUCACACUGGAAAGAGGCCAUUCGCCUGCUCAGAAUGUGGGAAGGGAUUCAUUCAGUUAUUCCACCUACAGAAUCAUCAGCGAGUUCACACUAGUGUGAGGCCGUUCACCUGCACAAUCUGUGGGAAGAGAUUCACCCAGUCAUCCACCCUACUGAGUCAUCAGCGAGUUCACACUGGAGAGAGGCCAUUCACCUGCUCAGACUGUGGGAAGAGAUUCACUCAUUCAUCCACCCUACUGAGUCACCAGCGAGUUCACACUGGGGAGAGGCCGUUUACCUGCUCAGAAUGUGGGAAGGGAUUCAUUGAUUCAUCCAGCCUACAGAGACAUCAGCGAGUUCACACUGGGGAGAGGCCAUUCACCUGCUCAGAAUGUGGGAAGGGAUUCACUCAGUUAUCCAACCUACUGAGUCAUCAGCGAGUUCACACUGGAGAGAGGCCAUUCGCCUGCUCAGACUGUGGGAAGAGAUUCACUCAUUCGUCCACCGUACUGAGUCAUCAGCGAGUUCACACUGGGGAGAGGCCGUUCAGCUGCUCAGUCUGUGGGAAGAGAUUCACUCGGUCAUCCGACCUACAGAGUCACCAACGAGUUCACAUUAGGGAGAAGCCGUUCACUUGUUCAUUCUGUGGGAAGGGAUUCACUGAGUCAUCCACACUACAGAGUCACCAGCGAGUUCACACUGGAGAGAGGCCAUUCACCUACUCAGUCUGUGGGAAGAGAUUCACUCAGUCAUCCAACCUACAGACUCAUCAGCGAGAUCACACUGGGGAGAAGCCGUUUACCUGCUCAGAUUGUGGGAAAAGAUUCAUUCAUUCAUCCAGCCUGCAGAGACAUCAGCGAGUUCACACUGGGGAGAAGCCAUUCAUCUGCUCAGAAUGUGGGAAGGGAUUCACUGAUUCAUCCAGCCUACAGAGACAUCAGCGAGUUCACACUGGGGAGAAGCCGUUCACCUGCUCAGAAUGUGGGAAGAGAUUCACUCAGUCAUCCACCCUACAGAAUCACCAGCGAGUUCACACUGGGGAGAAGCCAUUCACCUGCACGAUCUGUGGGAAGAGAUUCACCCAGUCAUCCACCCUACUGAGUCAUCGGCGAGUUCACACUGGAGAGAGGCCAUUCACCUGCUCAGACUGUGGGAAGAGAUUCACUCAUUCAUCCACCCUACAGAGACACCAGCGAGUUCACACCGGGGAGAAGCCAUUCAUCUGUUCAUAAUUUGGGAAAGGAUUCACUCAGUCAUCCCAACUACUGGCACACCAGUCAGUUCACAAUGGGGAGUGGCCGUUAUUAUGAAUCCCUAGGUUUUGUUUGCUGUGGACUGUCAUUUUAAGAGAGAGAGACAGAAAUUAGGAUGGUGAGUCAGUCUGACUUGCAGGUUGUUUAAUUUGCUCACAGCUUGUUUAGUUUUAACUGAGGACAGAGACACUCAGAUGGAGAGGAAGGAGGAAAAGUGGAAGGAUUGGAACCGGGGAACUAGUGGCUGAGGGUCACUGUUUGGAACUUUCCUGUGACCACAAGGGUGGGUUAAUUAUCGAUUCACCGUAUAUCGAAUGUGUGGUUAUCACCUCGUUUGAUCCAUGGGUGUGGAUCGGAUUUGGCGUAUCCUGUGAAGACCACUUAUGUGUUAACCCUUGUCUGGGUUUGAUGUGAUAAUUCACUUGAAGAUGAUACCCCUUGUGACAAGUCACUUUCAGUGAUAAUUUGUAUGUGGAUUCGGAACGAUGAAGCAUAAAAUCUACAGCGACUGUUGUCUCGUUUUACCACGGUGGAGCCUGUGGAAUUCGACAUAAUUGCCUUCUCUCGCCAUUUACCCUGGAUUACAAAUAUCGCUCUCAUCAUCUAUUCUGUGGUUGUACUGAACUUUCAUACUCUAACACAUCAAGACUUGAAGCCUUGUUUCCCCCAAGCUUAAUAGUUUGGAAAU